This is a messenger RNA of Eruca vesicaria subsp. sativa (arugula), 633 nucleotides long. The record is from the annotation of a GenBank genome assembly. NCBI's taxonomy places the organism in Eukaryota, Viridiplantae, Streptophyta, Magnoliopsida, Brassicales, Brassicaceae.
AUGCUAGCCUCAACCGGAGACGAUGAACCGGACCUGGUCGUCGGACAAGAUCUACCAACGGAAGCCGCCACUCCAAGGGUACUGAGUAUAAUCUCCCACGUGAUGGAGAAGCUCGUGGCACGAAACGAAUGGUUAGCGAACCAAACAAAGGUAUUCGGGAAGAGUUUGGAGGCAUUUCACGGCGUGAGAGCACCGAGCAUAAGUAUAGCCAAGUACCUUGAGAGGAUAUAUAAGUACACAAAAUGUAGCCCGUCGUGUUUCGUGGUCGGGUAUGCGUACAUAGACCGGUUAGCUCAUAAGCAUCCUGGUUCUCUGGUUGUCUCCUUAAAUGUUCAUAGACUUCUUGUCACUUGUGUCAUGAUUGCUUCCAAGAUGCUAGACGACGUGCAUUACAACAACGAGUUCUAUGCGCGGGUUGGAGGCGUGAGCAAUGCGGACUUGAACAGGAUGGAGUUGGAGCUUCUGUUCCUCCUUGACUUCAGAGUUACAGUGAGUUUUAGAGCUUUCGAGAGCUAUUGCUUUCACCUUGAAAAGGAGAUGCUAUUAAACGGCGAUGCUUCUUCUCUCCAAGAUAAUAGACCAAUUAAAGAAAGUCUCUCAGCUGCAUCCUCUUUGUCAACUUUAUAUGUUUAG